Molecule: messenger RNA, 961 nt
Organism: Prorocentrum cordatum
Lineage: Eukaryota; Dinophyceae; Prorocentrales; Prorocentraceae
Source: the annotation of a GenBank genome assembly
CGGCGUCCGGGAGCAGCACAGCAUGAAGUUCGCAGCGAGGGUCCUCGCGCUGUACUCCGAGUUCAAGGCGUGCCUGUCGGCUCCUGGCGCUCCAACGAUGGGGCAGGUGGCAAGGCGAUCCAGGCACACGCCGGCCGAGUUCUACACGACCGUGGUGCAGUGCGCUGUCCGGACGAGCCGCUCACACCUCGUCGACGGGAUCAUCCAGGACAUGGUCCAGUUCGGGGUCGAGCGGAGCCUGCACUUCUACGAGGUCACCAUGAAGCAGCUGGCGGCCCAGAAGCAGUACCGGCAGGCGCUCGCCACCUACGACCGCCUGAAGGAGGACGGACUGGAGCCGUCCGUGGUAACGUGCAGCUGCCUGAUCGGCUUCGCUGCCGAGGUCGGAGAGCUCAGCCGAGCCGUGGAGUUCUUCAAGGUCCUGUCCUCGAUGACGACGCCGUCCAUCCGAGCGUACAUGACGGUGCUGCGGGUGCACGCCAAGCGCCAGGACUGGGCUGCCUCUCUCGCGCUCUUUCGGGAGAUGCGGGAGCGCGGGGUGAAGCGGGACAGUCUGGUCCUGAACUUCGUCCUCGCGACGGGCGUGUCCGCCGACCAGGUCGAGGAGGCGGCCGCGCUCGUCGAAGAGGCCCAGCACGAAAAGCCAGGCAUCCUCGACGUCGUGUCCUACAACACGGUGAUCAAGGGCUACACGCAGCGCGGCGAUGCAGAGGGCGCUCUCAAGAUGCUCGCGCAGAUGGGCUCCCGGGGCGUGACCCCGAAUUCGAUCACCUUCAACACCGCCAUGGACGCCGCAGUCCGGGGCGGCAGAGUGGCCGAGGCGUGGAACCUGCUGGGAGCCAUGCGCCGCAUGGGCCUGACCCCCGACAAGUUCACCUGCUCCAUCCUGGCCAAGGGCCGGUGCCAGGAGUACGUCCCAGAGGUCCUCGAGCUGCUGAGGGAGGCGGGGGGCAGCUGCGAC